Messenger RNA from Chrysochloris asiatica (Cape golden mole), 816 nucleotides. RefSeq names its product butyrophilin subfamily 1 member A1-like. The coding region runs from base 1 to 816 and encodes 271 amino acids. NCBI's taxonomy places the organism in Eukaryota, Metazoa, Chordata, Mammalia, Afrosoricida, Chrysochloridae. The record is from RefSeq and is a predicted model, not a curated record. The transcript has 4 exons. Gene Ontology annotation, cellular component: external side of plasma membrane. Gene Ontology annotation, biological process: regulation of cytokine production; T cell receptor signaling pathway. Gene Ontology annotation, molecular function: signaling receptor binding.
AUGCGAAUAGCUUACCCUUUCUUUAAUGGGGAUCACAACUGUGACACUCACCCUGUGCAACUCUUACUGCCAGGAAAUGAGUUCACACUUGAGCUCAUUGCAAAAGCAAAAGGAAAUUCAAAACUGUGUUGUUCAAGGGUCAACUAUAGUCUUCCAAGGCAGUUCCAUGUGAUAGGACCAAAAACAUCAGUCACUGUCUUGGUAGGAGAAGAGGCUGUGUUCUCCUGUCAUCUCAGUCCACCAGUAGAUGCUCAGAAAAUGGAAGUGAAAUGGUAUCGUGAUCACCCUUCAAAUAUAUUAUAUCAUUAUAAGAAUUUCCAGCAUCAUAUGGAGCAGCAGAGUCCAGAGUACCAAAGGAGGACAGAGUUGCUGGGAGAGAAUAUGAACAAAGGACAAGUGUCUGUGAGGAUUCUACACAUUCGUCCUUCAGAUGAAGGGGUAUACAAGUGUUUAUUUAUAAAUUCCACAUACUACAAUGAAGCACAAUUCCAAGUAUGGGUCAUAGGCCCUGGUACAGUACCUCAUAUUUACAUUGAACAUGGUAAAGCCAAAGAAAUUAAGCUGACCUGCACAUCAAUAGGUUGGUACCCACAACCUGAGGUGCAAUGGAGUGACCAGCAAGGACAGAAUUUGGCAACAGCCUUGGAGACAAAAAUAACAGAAGAUGAUGGCUUAUAUCAUGUGGAAACAUCUAUUAUGGUGGAUAAAGAUUCAAAAGGAAGUGUGUCCUGUUUCAUAAGGAAUUCAUUCUUCAAUGUGGAGAAGGAAGCUCACAUUUCUUUGUCAGGUCAGUUUCCUCCAAAGUCAUCAUCCUGA